Molecule: messenger RNA, 3439 nt
Organism: Melanotaenia boesemani (Boeseman's rainbowfish)
Lineage: Eukaryota; Metazoa; Chordata; Actinopteri; Atheriniformes; Melanotaeniidae
Gene: ncln
Product: nicalin
Exons: 15
Coding region: 271-2004 (577 amino acids)
Biological process (GO): regulation of signal transduction
Cellular component (GO): endoplasmic reticulum membrane
Source: RefSeq, a predicted model, not a curated record
UUUGAAUAUUCAGCUAUUCUACUAUAAAUAUAUUCCAAAUAAUUAUUUACCUUACCCUUUGUACCACACAUAUUUUGUCAUCAUUAUCAUUCUUUUUAAAAAUCCGACUGUUAUCUAGGUAUAUUCUCUGUUUUUUAAAAUACAGGGAAAACAUGUUGUCCACCUAUCUGCCUGACUAGAAUUCGCUGUGGCUAGCUGUCAGUUGCUGAAAGCGGUGACUGCUUAACAUUUCAUUUAGUCCUUUGCUGUACACCGAAAUCAAUCGCAACAAUGUUUGAGGAGGCGAGUGAGGUGUUUGACAACAUGUUCAAAUCUUCUUUUCCCCUAACCUUCAUUGUUUUCAUCCCCGCGGUGCUGAUCUUGGUGUCCCCACUCCCGGCCGAGGCGGCACAUGAGUUCACGGUGUACCGCAUGCAGCAGUACGACCUCCAGGGGCAGCCGUACGGUACCAGGAAUGCCAUCUUAAAUACGGAGGCCCGCACUGUUGAGGCAGAGGUAUUAAGUCGUCGCUGUGUUAUGAUGCAACUAGCAGACUUCUCCUACGAAAAGUACCAGAAAGCUCUCCGGCAAUCAGCAGGGGCUGUGGUCAUCAUCCUGCCCAAGAACAUGUCUGCUAUGCCGCAGGACAUAGUACAGCAGUUCAUGGAGUUGGAGCCAGAGAUGCUGGCUACUGAGACCAUUGUUCCUGUCUACUUUGCAAUGGAGGACGAUGAGCUGCUGUCCAUCUACACUCAAACCCUGACUUCUUCAUCCUCUCAGGGCUCUUUAUCAGCAGCUGAAGUGCUGUUGCAUACAGCCACAGCAAAUGGCUUUCAGAUGGUAACCAGUGGAGCUCAGAGCAAAGCCAUCAGUGACUGGGCCAUCACCAGUUUAGAGGGUCGUCUGGCCGGGGUCGGAGGAGAAGACCUGCCCACUAUUGUCAUGGUUGCUCAUUACGACUCUUUUGGUGUUGCUCCAUGGCUGUCGUAUGGAGCAGACUCAAAUGGAAGUGGGGUCUCCAUGUUGCUGGAACUUGCUCGUCUUUUCUCAAAGCUCUACACAUACAAGAGGACACAUGCUGCGUACAACUUGCUGUUCUUUGUGUCUGGUGGAGGAAAGUUUAACUACCAGGGCACUAAACGGUGGCUGGAGGACAAUCUGGACCACACAGACUCCAGUCUGCUGCAGGACAACGUAGCCUUCGUGUUGUGUCUGGACACUCUGGGGAACGGUGACUCGCUGCACCUUCAUGUGUCCAAACCACCUAAAGAGGGAACGCCUCAGUUUUCUCUGCUCAAAGAGCUGGAGAUGGUGGUUGCAAGUCACUAUCCAGAGGUCAAGUUCUCAAUGGUCCACAAGAAAAUUAACCUGGCUGACGACAUGCUGGCCUGGGAGCACGAGCGCUUUGGGAUCCGCCGACUGCCAGCCUUCACUCUGUCCCAUCUGCCCUCACACCGCUCGGCUCAGCGCUCCAGUAUCAUGGACGUGCGGUCAGUGUCCCCCUCCUCUCGCCACGGAGCGGGAGAGCCACCUGCUGGGCCUCAUGUAGAUGUUAAGAAACUAGGUAGGAACACAAAGGUGGUAGCAGAAGCACUCGCCAGGGUCAUCUACAACCUCACAGAAAAGGGAGCACCUGGAGACCUGCAGAUAUUCACAGAACAAAUGCAGGUACAGGAAGAGCAUCUGUCUGCAGUAGUGGACUGGCUCACAGCGCAGCCUCGAGCUGCUCAGCUGGUUGACAAAGACAGCAAUGUCGUUUCCACCCUGGAGUAUCACCUCGGACGUUACCUUAAGGACGUCAAGAGACACUAUGUCAAAGCUGACAAAAGGGAUCCAGAGUUUGUAUUCUAUGACCAGUUGAAGCAGACUAUGAAUGCUUACAGAGUGAAGCCGGCUAUUUUUGAUCUGCUGCUGGCAGUCUGCAUUUCAGCCUACUUAGGGAUGAUGUAUCUGGCUAUCCAAAACUUCAGCGUCCUCUACAGCAUUAUCCGUAGAAUCACCCAACCCAAAGUCAAGGUCCACUGAGACUCUUUAUCUUCCAGAUCCUGCCGUAAUACUUUCUUUAAAUUAAGACUCUCAAAUCAGUACUGAGCUGCUGUUCUCAUGAUGGUCUUAACACCAGCAAAAUCACUUCCAUUUCUUUCAUCUGGAUGCACAAACUAUGAUGUCAGAUCCUGUCUUGCUGCCAACUUUAUCCAUGUGGUCUCAUGGACCAGAAUAAUCAGGAAUCAUUUUUCUCUCCACAGAUGUCUUGUCUGUCAUGUAAACUUGUGUUUGAUCUAUUUCAUUAUUUUACCAUGUGAGGGGUGUGGAGAUUUUCCAAAUCUUGCAGGUCUAGAUAUUAUUGAGUUAUGGUUUUUUUAAGUGGUCACUCUAUCCCUCUUCUCAGGAGGAUCAGUAGAAGCCAAACUAAUGUGGUGUUUAAUCAGGCAGCUAGUGGAAGAAACUGACAGCACGGUUUAACCCAGGCUAUUGUCAAGGAUUGUGUUCACCUACAGGACCAUUGAAAAUUUUAGACACACUUACUCAUUACAUCCAAUGGUUAAGUGUGUCCAAACUUUUGACUGGUAGUGUACCUGUUACUGUAAACAUUUUUCUAGCUUCUAUUAAUGUAGUAGUCACAUGCACUUAUGUGCUUUGAAAGAGUUAUUGAUCUCUUAAAACCGCAACCCCCAUUCUGUACAAAAAGGCUUUGUGCUAAGUGUAAAAUUCCUUCUUUGUGUUACACUUCCUCCCCUAAAGCAGCAAGGACUGAUGAUGAAAACGGGAUAUUUCAAACUAUAAAAGACGAUGACUGGGUUCAUCUGAAGCCCACACUGGUGCUCGCUUUAGAAUUUUAAGUUUACUCUUGAAGAAGACAUGAGCAUGUGAGUGUUUUGGGGGGGUUGUUGCUGAAGUUGUGUUUUCUUAUCUAAACAGAGAACAUUGUGUUUUGUGUCAGCCCCCAUUAAUCAUUUUAUCUGUAGAAACAAGUUACAAUGAGUUGGACCUGCAACUGAGCAGCAAAGGUGUGAUUUGAUUUGUCAAGCCAACGCUGCAGUAUUUAAACACUGGAAGUCUUAAAAUGGGUGGAACACACAUUGUUAAGAAGAAUAAGGCAAAAAUGUUCUUGAUUACAUUUAAAAUUAAUACUACAGCACUGCCUUGACCGUUUCUUAUUGUAGGUUAAUGAUGUUUAUCUGUUUUGUUAGCUUUGCUUUUUGUCCUUAUUUUUCAUAAUACUGCAUGACCUGUGGACCCUAUCCCCCGUCACCAUGGUAACAGUGAAAGGCCUUUUAAUUACCAACACAAGAGAAAUAACUGUGUGGUACAUAUGAAUUAUAAUUUACUGGACUGGUUUGUUUUUGUGUGUGCACCGAAAUGAACUUUCCUCCAAAGCCUGUUUCACCUCAUCCGUGAUACUUGAUCUUGCAAGGAAAAUGAUAUCAGUUGUGAAUAAAAAAAUAAAUUACAAAUCUUU